AUCAGCACUGGGCCUUCGGUCUGUUUUCAGUAGUCGGAGUGGAAGAAAAAUGGCGGCUGCGACCGAUCAGAAGCGGGACGCCAGCCAUUCGUUUUGAGCUUUCUCACGUAAACCGAGACCGGGGCUUUACGGGACUACUUCUUUGGAAUCUACGCAAAUCAAGCUUUCGGGCGGUACCCGUUUUUCUUGUUUCUGUGAAGGCUAAAUAAACGCAGAAAUUGAAAUUGAAAAUAAUAGCUUUUAUAUAUAAUGAGGGGGAAAAGAGGCAGGCCGCCCAAAACCUUGCGGAUGCAGGAGCCUUCAUCCGAGCCGGAGCGUGGCUUGAGACCCAGGAGGGAGUUGAGGGCAAAGGGGAGAGGUAGUGCCGAGGUCGAUUUUGAGAGUCCCAAGAGGGGAAAUAACUCUUCGUCUAGGGGCAGAAGGAAAGUGGGAUCAUCUCGCGGUAGGGGAAGAGGCAGAGGUUGUGGUGGCAGAGGUACUAGGGGCAGACGGUCAAUCGCUAGAUCUGUGGUUUAUGAUGAUCAUGAAAGUGAUGAAGAUGAUGAUGCUGUGAGUUUGAGAUCUGAGGAGGACGAGUUGAUAGAGGAAGAGACGAUAACAGACGAGGAAGAAGAGGCCCUCAACGAGGAGUCAGACCCGCUUGAGGAAAUACUCGAGGAGGAUGAUGAUGAUGCCAGCUACUGUACUGAAAGCAGCUUUCGGAGUCAGAGCACUCAUGGCAGCACUCCGGGGCGGAAGAGGACGCGGGUGCACUGCCCUCGCUCGCCCAUCUUUGAGGAAAAGGAGAUCCCUCCUCUGGAGCUGCCCAGAACCUCUGAGGACCUCAUGGUGCCCAGCGAGGAACUGCUCAACGUGUCCUCCAUCUACGAGGUCCUGCGCAACUUCAGCACGGUUCUGCGGCUCUCUCCCUUCCGCUUUGAGGACUUCUGUGCUGCACUGGUAAGCCAGGAGCAGUGCACGCUGAUGGCAGAGACCCACACAGCCCUGCUGAAGGCCAUCCUGCGUGAGGAGGACACCUCCAACACCACAUUCGGUCCUGCUGACCUCAAGGACAGCGUCAACUCCACCCUCUACUUCAUUGAUGGUAUGACGUGGCCCGAGGUGGUCCGUGCCUACUGCGAGAGCGACCAGGAGUACCACCAUGUCCUGCCCUACCAGGAGGUGGAGGACUACCCCUAUGGCCCUCUGGACAGUAAGAUCAAGGUGCUGCAGUUCUUGGUGGAUCAGUUCCUCACCACCAACAUCGCCCGUGAGGAGUUGAUGUCAGAGGGGGUGGUGCAGUAUGAUGACCACUGCAGGGUGUGCCACAGGUUGGGGGACCUGUUGUGCUGUGAGACCUGCUCUGCCGUCUACCACCUGGAGUGUGUGAAGCCGCCGCUGGUAGAGGUGCCGGAGGACGAAUGGCAGUGUGAGAUCUGCGUGGCACACAAGGUGCCCGGGGUCACAGACUGUGUGACAGAGAUGCAGAAGAGCAAACCCUACAUCCGCCAGGAGCCCAUCGGCUACGACCGCCACCGGAGGCAAUACUGGUUCCUAAACCGAAGGAUAAUUGUUGAGGAAGACGGGGAGCAUGAUAAGAAGAAGAUCUGGUACUACAGCACAAAGGUCCAGCUGGGAGAGCUGAUAGAGUGUCUAGACAAGGAGUACUGGGAAAACGACCUGUGUGCCGUCCUCGAGGAGAUGAGAGAGGAGGUGCACACUCACAUGGACAUCACUGAGGACCUCACCAACAAGGCCCGCGGCAACAACAAGGCCUUCCUCACGGCAGCCAACGAUGAGAUCCUAGAGCGUGUGCAGGGCAGGCCGGAACGGCGAGCAGCGGAGCAGGCAGAGAAGGCCUCUACAGACACCACCAAGAUAGAGGAAGAGACCCCCACACACUGCACUCAACUACCAGACCACAGAGAGCUCCAAGACUCCGAGUCUAAAGAGGAGACAAGCUCACAAGAGGAUAAGCCUGUAGACUCAGAGUCCCAUGGAGAGGAGGACCCCUCUGCCCAGUGCCAGCCUACUCCCCCAACACCACACCCUGGAGACGAGAACAGCAACAGCAGCCACGUCUCAGCGCCUGGGGUCCUCAGGAGGCCUGAAGAGCCAAACCUCGCUGACAGGUCCUCUCAGUCCUCCAUCACCAGCCAGGACGACACGGGUGAAGGCAAGGAGAUUGGGAAUGGUGAGGGGUCAGCGUCUGGAUGGACUAACAAUCGCAUAGUGACUCGUCUGCGUAACCCAGAGAGUAAGCUGAGCCAGCAGAAGACCCAGGGAGAUGGCAGCCCUACACCCAGGGACAGCAAGGAGACAUCUCCUCCCAGCUCUGAGAGUGAAGUGGCUCUUCUGGGUACUGUGAGGAAAGAAUUGGCGGUGAAGGACAACCUGAACAACUUCUUCAAGCUGGGCCAGGAGGGCAAGUUCCGAGUCUACCACAACCAGUUCAGCACCAACACACUGGGCCUCAACAAGCACCAGCAUCGUGAGGACCACGACAAGCGCCGCCACCUCUCCCAUAAGUUCAGCCUAACCCCCGCCGCGGAUUUCAAGUGGAACGGCUCCAUCCACGGCUCCAAGGUGCUGACCAUCUCCACCCUGCGGCUCACCAUCAUCCAGCUGGAGACCAAUGUCCCCGCCCCCUUCCUGCACCCAAACUGGGCCUCGCACAGGACAAACUGGAUUAAAGCGGUGCAGAUGUGCAGUAAGGCUCGGGAGUUUGCCUUGGCACUGGCCAUCAUGGAGUGUGCCAUCAAACCAGUGGUCAUGCUGCCUGUCUGGAAAGAUGCACUUGGACACACAAGGCUCCAUCGCAUGACCUCCAUGGAGCGGGAGGAGAAAGAGAAGGGGAAAAAGAGAGAGAAAAAACUGGAGGAUGAAGAGACUAUGCAGCAGGCCACCUGGGUGAAGUACACCAUCCCCAUCAAACACCAGGUGUGGAAGCAGAAGGGGGAGGAGUACAGAGUAACUGGGUACGGGGGCUGGAGCUGGGUCAGUAAGACUCACGUCCAUCGCUUUGUUCCCAGGCUACCAGGGAACACCAACGUCAACUACCGCAAAGCACUCGAAGCAGCAAAAACUGGCAAAGAAAAUGCAACAUCCUGCCCGAACAAACGAAAAUGUUUGCCCAAAGCACCAACGAGCUCGGAAACCCAAACAAAAGAAGAGUCUACUCCAAUUACUGAAGAAAAAGACCAGGAGGAAACCUCCACCAUGGAGUCAUCUGGGAGCACUUCACCAGGAGAGGGGCAGACUCUGAAAGAGAAGGAAGAGAAAAAUAUCACAGACGUGGAGGAGAAGAAAGAUGAUCAGGUGGAGGAGAAGACUGAGGACAAGAUGGAUGUUGACCCCAGUCCACCAGACACCUGUCUCAGUGAGGAAAAAGGUAUAGUGGACAGCAAAUGCCCCUCGUCACUGACUGACCCUGCUGUGAAGGAGGAGCCCAGGGAGGAAGAAGAACCUAAGCAGGAGGACUCUGAGGCCAAGCCACCUGUCCGCCCCUUCAACUGGGAUGUGGUGAACGUCAGCGAGGGCUUCCAGCUCCGUACGGCCUACAAGAAGAAGGUGAAGACGUCCAAGCUCGACGGGCUGCUGGAGCGCAGAGUGAAACAGUUCACCCUGGAGGAGAAGCAGAGGCUAGAGCGCCUCAAACAGCAAUCAGCCCUGGCCAAACACACAGUCUCCAAGGAGAAAGUUAACACAGGGACUCCCACCACCAUCAAGGCUUCUACAGCAGACAAGUUAGCAGUGACACCGUGCAAAAGUCUGAAAACUGAGGGACAAGUGGACUCAGUAGUUAAAGACACAAUUGUUAAAAGGCUCGACUUUGACCAGGAGCAGCAAGUGAAAUCCCAGCCUUCAGGAGAGAAAGAUAAUCUGGACGUCAGAUUAGGCUCCACCUGUACACCCCAGGCAGCAGGAGCCACAGGCCCCAACCUCAACACCACAGAGUUGCCCAACCAUGAGAGCAGCGUUCAGGGAAAUGGUGGGGAUGCGUUAUCUCAAACAGAGCUGAAUGGAGGCUCACAGAAAAGCAUAGACCUCAACAACAAAGUCAAUUUGACAUCUCUAGAACCGGCUUUAGGUGCCCCCAAACCUCCCAGAGCAGAAGUGACGACAACAGGAGAAAACGGUAGGAAGCAUGGUUAUGAGGAGACAGAGCAAGGUAAUGGACAGAGGGAGAUAGAAAGCAAACCACAUUUAGUGCAGGUGAAUGGGAAAGACGCUGUUGACACCAAGGCUCCUGUAGACUCAAAGAUGCACUUAAACCUGGCCAACAAAGUGGACACCAAGGUCAUGCUCCAGACGUUAGAGGGUGAGAUCAAAACACUGCCAGUGAAGGAGCCUGUAAAAUCCAUUAUGAACGGUACUCUCUCUCAAGACGGGUUAAAGGUCAACAACACUGUGUUAGCCACCAGCCCAGUCACGGCGGACGUAGAGAGAAGGGUUGUGGUGUCCGAGUCUGACUAUCUGCCACCUCAGAAGGUUGCCAGACUGGAGAAUAAUGGCGACAGGGUGGCAGACUCCGUCACGUCGUCACUGUUAGGGCCGCCCACUGGUGUUCCCACGGUAAGCAACAGCACCAAGUCUGAGCCAAUGGAGAUUGGGCAGACGGCAUCCAAUAAGAUCACCCCGUUUCCUAUCCCCACUGCAGAGGAGUCCAGCUUGAGUAACAACACCACAGUGAACAGCAGUAGCAGUACUGGGGUGCUGAAGACCAUUACCCAAGUCACCACAACCACUACUACCACCAUGUCAACAGAGUCUCGCACGGUGCAGAUAGCCGAGGUCUCCAGCAGCACUAAGCCUGCAGUGACGCCUGCUGCAGAGAGCAGUGCUGUAUCCACCCUCACCACCAUGACCAAGACCACCGUCACCAGGGUCAGCUCCCCGACCCUCGGGGCCACUGUCUCCAAGGAGACCAAGACUGUUGUCACUGCAAUGUUGACAGAUGCCAAAUCUGGCCCCUCAGGCUCUUCAGUCACCUCCAUGACGGUCAGUAAGGAGUACUCCACCAGAGACCGAGUCCGGCUGCUAAAGUUCUCCCGCUCCAAGAAGACCCGCUCUGGCACGGCCCUCCCCUCUUACCGCAAGUUUGUCACCAAGAGUAGCAAGAAGAGCAUCUUUGUACUGCCUAAUGAUGACCUGAAGAAGCUGGCGAGGAGAGGGGGCAUCAGAGAGGUACCUAUCUUCAACUACAACGCCAAGCCAGCUCUGGACAUCUGGCCUUAUCCCUCCCCCAGACCCACCUUUGGAAUCACGUGGAGAUACCGUCUCCAGACUGUGAAGUCUCUGGCGGGGGUCAGUCUGAUGCUGCGGCUGCUCUGGGCCUGCCUGAGGUGGGAUGACAUGGCUGUCAAGCCCUCCCCUGCUGUAGGAACAACCCGCACAGAAUCCUCGGAGACGGCGAUCACCACAACAGAGAUCAUCAAGCGGCGAGAUGUGGGGCCGCACGGCAUCCGGUCUGAAUACUGCAUCAGGAAGAUCAUCUGCCCAAUUGGUGUUACCGAAGCUCCCAAAGAAACUCCCACUCCCCAGAGGAAAGGCCUGCGCUCCAGCGCUCUGAGGCCAAAGAAGCCUGAGCCGGCCAAGCAGACUGGACCCAUCAUCUUAGAGACGUGGGUGGCCGAGGAGGAGCUGGAGAUCUGGGAGAUCAGAGCCUUUUCAGAAAGGGUAGAGAGGGAGAAGGCCCAGGCUGCAGACCAGGCUAAGAAACGGUUGGAGCAACAGAAGCCUGGUGCCACCACCUCCACUCCCACCAGCACCCCUACAACCUCAGCUUCUGGCACUCCGGCAUCCCUGACCAGCCAGGUCACCCCGGGGACUAAACUGGUCCUGGCCACUAAGCUGGGGACACCUGUCACAUUCCAGCAGAACAAGAACUUCCAUCAGUCGUUUGCUUCCUGGGUCAAGCAGGGCCAGGGUAGUCCAGUCUCCACUUGCUCACGGGCCACCGUGGCAAACAGCAUUGUCACCACCUCUGGACAAACGUUCCAGAUCUCUGCCAGCCCGGUGACCAUGGCUGGCCAGGUCAUCACCGCCAAGCUACCCAUCCCGGCCAACAGCAAGAUUGUUACGGUCAACAUGCCAACCACACAAGGAGGUAUGGUGCAAGUCCAGCAGAAUGUCCUGGGCAUUAUUCCAUCCAGUACCCCAGGCAACCAGCGGACCUACUCCUCAUUCCAGAACCGCAACGCCACCAUCAACAUCAGACCCAACAACUCCACCUCAACCACCACUCAGCCGGUCAUUGCCACCGGAGCCCAGAUCCGUCCGGGCAUGUCGGUGAUCCGAUCGCCCCUGCAGCAGGGCACCACCAUGGGCAAAACCAUCAUCAGAACCCCCUUGAUGAUGCAACAAGGCCAGCAGCAGGUGGUGACUCAAAUCAUCCGGGGCCAACCUGUCUCCACAGCAGUUUCCAGUGCCAGCCCUGUGCAGACCAGCGCAGGCCAGAGGAUGCUGGGUGCUGCUCCGUCCCCCCGUCCUGUCACCCCUGCCACCGGGCAGGCCCCAUCACCAUCCACCCCCCAAGGCGGCCGACCACAGCAGGGCCAGGUCAAACUCACCCUGGCCCAGCUCACCCAGCUAACGCAGGGGGCACAGGGAGGGAACCAGGGUCUCACAGUAGUAAUCCAGGGACAGGGGCAGACCACAGGCCAGCUGCAGGUCAUCCCCCAGGGGGUGACAGUCAUCCCAGGCCCUGGGCAGCAGCUCAUGCAGGCUGCCAUGCCCAACGGCCAGGUGCAGCGCUUCCUCUUCACCCCAGGGGCAUCAGCCCCCACCCCCGCAACCACAGCCAGUGCUGCUGUCACCCCUGUCACAGCCCCUACAACAACACCCUCAGCUAUCGCUCCUGUCCAGCCCCUUCAACAGGCUAUCGCUCCUGUCCAGCCCCCUCAACAGGCUAUCGCUCCUCCCCCUGCCCUCGCUCCUGCCCCCCCUUCAGUGUCCACACAUCAGACUCAACCCCCUCAGACUCAAGUCCACAUCCCCCUCCAGUCCCGCACUGCAUUACCCAUCCAGCAGAUAGUUACGGCUCAGAUCAGGCCCCAGCUGCAGCUCCACCACCAACACCAGCUGAUCACAGUGCCGGGGCUGCAGCAGCAGGUCCAGGUGCUGGGCACCAUCCAGACCCACGUGGCGGCCCAGCUCCAGGCCCAGCAGGGUAGGGCGUUGCCCCAGCAGAUCAAGCUGCAGCUGCCUAUCCAGAUCCAGCAGGCAGGAGGCCAGGUGCAGGCCCACCAGAUCCAGAACGUGGUGACCAUCCAGACAGCUAGUGUGCAGGACCACCUGCAGAGGAUCCAGCAGCUCAGAGAGCAGCAGCAGAAGAAGAAGCAGCAGGAGGCCAAAAGGGAGCAGAGCCUGCAGGCCUCCAGUCCCAGCGACAUCAUCCAGAAACAGGUGGUGAUGAAGCAGAAUGCUGUGAUAGAAAAUCUGAAACAGAGGAAGACCAUGACUCCAGCAGAGCGGGAGGAGAACCAGAGAAUAAUCGUCUGCAACCAGGUUAUGAAGUUCAUCCUGGACAAGAUCGACAAGGACGAGAAGCAGGCGGCUAAGAAGAGGAAGAAGGAGGAGUCUGUGGAGCAGAAACGCAGCAAGCAGAAUGCCACCAAGCUCUCGGCUCUGCUCUUCAAGCACAAAGAGCAGCUCAAGGCUGAGAUCCUGAAGAAGAGGGCUCUACUGGACAAGGAGCUGCAGCUGGAGGUGCAGGAGGAGCUGAGGAGGGACAUCAGCAGGCUGAGGAAGGAGAAGGAGAAGGCCCAAGCUGCCGCCUCUCAGGCAGCCGCUGCUGCAGCCGCAGCCCAGGUGGUCUUAUCCCUCUCCCCCACCAUGGCCUCGCUCUCCUCCGCCCACAAACGCAAGAGGGACGACGAGAGGGACUCGUCCUCCGCCAAGCCCAAGAAGAAGAAGAUGAUAUCCACUACCUCAAAGGAUCACAAGAAGGAAGUCAAGCUGUACUGUGUCUGUAAAACACCCUAUGACGAGGCCAAGUUCUACAUUGGGUGCGACCUGUGCUCCAACUGGUUCCACGGUGCGUGUGUGGGCAUCACGGAGAAGGAGGCCAAGAAGAUGGACGACUACGUUUGUAAUGGCUGCAAGCAGGGCCAGGACUCACAGGACUCAGAGGGCACCACGGAGGAGCUGUACUGCAUCUGCCGGACGCCAUAUGAUGAAACACAGUUUUACAUUGGCUGCGACCGUUGCCAGAACUGGUACCACGGGCGCUGUGUGGGCAUUCUGCAGAGUGAGGCCACCCACAUAGACGAGUACGUGUGCCCGCAGUGUCAAUCCACGGAGGACGCCAUGACGGUCCUCACACCAUUAACCGACAAGGACUACGAGGGUUUAAGAAGAAUCCUGCGCUCCUUACAGGCUCACAAAAUGGCGUGGCCGUUCCUUGAACCAGUAGAUCCCAACGAUGCUCCUGACUAUUAUGGCGUUAUAAAGGAACCGAUGGACCUCUCCACAAUGGAAGACAGAUUACAGAAACGGUAUUACAACAAGCUCACUGAGUUUGUGGCGGACAUGACCAAAGUCUUUGACAACUGCCGCUACUACAACCCCAACGACUCCCCCUUCUUUCAGUGUGCCGAAGUUCUGGAGUCAUUCUUUGUACAGAAGCUCAAAGGUUUCAAAGCUAGCAGGUCUCAUAACAACCAACUACAGACUUCGACCUCUUAGUAUAUACCACAUAUUUGAACAACAAAAAAAUGCACUCUGCGAGAAUGGGGAUAAAUUCUGAACAAUUAAUCCAUGUUGGGACCUGGCUCCUGUGCUUUGUGACCUCUACUCCUCUCCCUCCUUCUGGCCCCACUACGCAGCCCCCAAAGGAAGACUCUCCCUGUAAGACGAGCAGCGCUGCUCCCACACAACUGUCAGGUGGAGCUGCUGCCUGCCCACCUCUGCCACAUGGACAUUUGACAAGAAGUUAAAAUGGAGGGUUUGAAUAAAGGCAUUUCUGAAAAAGGUUACCUUGAAGAAAAUACUUUCUUUGGAUAUCUCACGUUUCCUUGUUCCUUCUUCUUUAUUUGAUUCUUUGUUACCCCUCUAGCCAGUUGAAGAAAUUAAGAAAAGCUUAUGCUUCCAUGGCCAUGCCCAUAAAAAAAAAAAACAUUUGACGCUUGUUUGAACGUUGAAAAAUGUUGAGCUGAAUUGCACUCAGUGUAUCAGAUUGCACAGUGCACUUACGUGUGUGUCUCCCCUUUCAAUCACUUUAUUAGAGGUGGUGUGAAAGAUAUCUCAUUGGGAAGUACUUGCUUGAUUUUGGACCUUCUAGCUUUCUGGACACUAACAGUUUGAGUUUCAGUCAAGCUAUGCUGAAAUGAAUAAAGUAUUUGGUAUUAAUUGCCCAGCAGUAAUGACACUGCUAAGGAUAAAAACACAACAUGUAUUUGAAGGUAUCCUGCCCUGUUUGUAAAACUUGUCAGAUUUUGAAUUUUUGUUUUUGUAUUACAGCUGAAGAGAGUGAUGUAUAUGAAACAUAAUAAAUGGAGAAGACUGAGCUCUCUUCCACUACUGAAA
Molecule: messenger RNA, 9507 nt
Organism: Oncorhynchus masou masou (cherry salmon)
Lineage: Eukaryota; Metazoa; Chordata; Actinopteri; Salmoniformes; Salmonidae
Gene: bptf
Product: bromodomain PHD finger transcription factor
Exons: 32
Coding region: 250-8667 (2805 amino acids)
Biological process (GO): regulation of transcription by RNA polymerase II
Cellular component (GO): NURF complex
Molecular function (GO): RNA polymerase II cis-regulatory region sequence-specific DNA binding
Source: RefSeq, a predicted model, not a curated record